AUGGAGGACAAGGUCCAUAACAGCACUGGCAAACUACAAGCUGAGCAGGACAAAGUCACAACAGUAACAGAGAAGCUUAUCGAGGAGAGCAAGAAAGCCCUAAGGUCGAAUGCUGAGCUUGAGGAGAAAAUGUGUGGCGCCACCAAGGACAGGGAUGAACUCAAGGCCAAGCUCCAAGCCGAGGAGGAAAAGAGCAAUGACCUGCAGUCCAAAGUUACCAUGAUGAAGAAGAGGUUGCAGUCACUGGAAGCUGCAGAGAGGGAAUUCCUGAGGAACAAAGCCAAAGAGGAAAACAUCAAGGCGCCCAUCGCCAACCGCUCCCAACAAGAGGACUACAAAGUCAAAGACCUUACACAGGAAGUUGAGCGCCUGAGGCGAAAACUUAAAGAUAUGAAGGUUGUCGAAGACGACUUGUUGAAGACUGAGGAUGAGUUUGAGUCAAUGGAGAAGAGAUACUCCAGGGAACAAGAGCGAGCAACGGCCUUGAUGGAGGAGUUGGAAAUAUCCAGGAACGAGCUCUUAAAGUACCAACUGGCAGAGAAGCAAGAGUCCAACCAGGAGCACAUCCUCUACAAGCGUCUGAAAGAGGAAGAGGCCAAGUCCAGUCAUCUGACCCGAGAGGUGGCAGCCCUAAAAGAGAAGAUCCAUGAAUAUAUGGGCACAGAGGAAAACAUCUGUCGCAUGAAAAACGACCACUCCACCUUGCAAAGAAAACUGACUCUGCAAGAGGUGAAAAAUAAAGAACUGGCCAGAGAGAUGGAGACCCUCAAUCGGGAGCUGGAGCGAUACCGUCGCUUCAGCAAAAGUCUCCGCCCAGGCAUGAACGGCAGACGUUUCUCAGACUUACAGGUGUGCACCAAGGAGGUACAGACAGAUCCAGCAGACCACCUUCGACCCAACUACAAGAGCAUCGCCCCACUGGAGCGGGCCGUGGUGAACGGAAAACUGUACGAAGAGAGUGACUCUGAGGACGAUCCAAACUACAACAAUGAGCUGCCCCUCGCCCAAUGUAACCCCUCCCUCUUCAACAAUGUCAACAACCUCAACAACAACAUCAGGAGAGUCCCCUUUCUCAAAACCAAAGAAAGCCACAACCCAGUCAAUGGGAAAGUGCAGGUUCCCAGACAGAAUGGGAACCAUGUGCAGCAAGGAGACGUGUUUCUGACACACAGCCCCGGGCAACCACUGCACAUCAAGGUAACCCCAGACCACGGGCAUAACAUGGCCAUGCUAGAAAUCACCAGCCCCACCGCAGAAAACACCCAGUCAUACACAAGCACUGCAGUCAUCCCCACAAGCGGAGGUCCACCCAAACAAAGAAUCACCAUAAUUCAGAACGCAUCCAUCUCCCCGACUACCAGAAACAAAGGUCAAAGGUCCCCCUCSUCAGAUGGUUCCCCCUGCACUCCUGAUCGAGCCAUAUCUCCCUUCACCAUGGCCACCUACUCUAGAGCGAUGACCCCAGACUCCUCUGGGUCGGUCACUCCAGACAGGGCUAUGUCACCCAUCCAGAUCGUGUCGGUCACAACAGGCACUCCUGACCGGUCCCUGUCCACGGAGCCAGUAGAGGUCAUGGGAGGMCAUGCAGUCUUCAGGGUGACACCAGAGAGGCAGAGCAGCUGGCAGGUUCAGAGGUCCAACAGCUCCGGCCCCAACGUCAUCACCACAGAGGACAACAAAAUCCACAUUCACUUAGGGAGCCCCUUUAUUCAGAGCUUAAACACUACACCCCAGCCUGUGAGCCCAUGCUACUCACCUGGGCAGGAGCAGAGAACUCCUGUGUUAUCCAAUGGUACCCCUGUCAAAGGCAACAGCAAAAUCACAAGUAGCAUCACUAUAAAGCCAACAUCUAAAAGGCCUUCACAAAUUACAGUAAGUAAUGCCUAUGAUUGACUGAUUCCCCAUCCCAAGAGACCUCACCCCAUUAGUAAACCCUAGUUUGUCCCCACCCAUUACCACCACCUAUCCCAACCCAACCUCCUCAAUCCCUAGUCAUCCGAUCUUGAUCCAUCCACCUCCAUUUUUCUGUAUGAAGAGAGGCCGACCUAACCACUUCUCUGUUUGUGUUUGGGGUUUGUUUGUUUGUUUGGUUCUGUUUGGAAAGAUUUUGCAUGCAUGAAUUGUCAUUCAAAUACAAAACAAAACAAUAACCCUUUGAAGGCACUUGUAGUAAGAAACUUUUACUGAACACCGGGGUAACUUUACUGUAUAUGCUAUUUGGUAAAUAUACCAUGUACUAAGACUAUUCACUGAUGGACCGUUUCAAUUGUGUUUAAACUUCAUAUUACACAACUUGCAUUUUGUUUAAGCUGAUUUAUUUUCUAAAUAUUAAAGUGUGCAAAAGUUA
This is a messenger RNA of Salvelinus sp. IW2-2015, 2347 nucleotides long. Its product is annotated as filamin A-interacting protein 1-like. NCBI's taxonomy places the organism in Eukaryota, Metazoa, Chordata, Actinopteri, Salmoniformes, Salmonidae. The record is from RefSeq and is a predicted model, not a curated record.